CUUACGCAAAACUGCACACUUUUUACGAAACUGAGGUCGAGGAGGUCAAUGACAAACUGCGUUGGCACGCUUGUUUCUGACGUCAUACUCAUUUAAUAUCACACAUCACAGAGCGCGGCUGCCACGCGUGUGCUUCCAUGUACGCAUUCCUGUGUUUGGCAUUGUAUGAAUUUGAAUAUUUUGAUUUUUGGACGUAGCAAUAUCGCGAUUUGCGUCACUUUUCAAAUAAACAGUAUAAUUAUCACAGGAUUUUUGACAUCGGGCAUUUCUUUGACCAGCCACUACUUUGUGCCUGCUUCGGUUAAAUCUGCACUUCUUCUUGCUACGAAAGCCGUUCAACACAUGCAUGGUGGUCGGUUAUUUUUUUCACGAUGUUGGCGGGCUUUCAAGUAAAGUGGCCCUUUCUCUUAAAUCGAUACUCGAUAAUUUCGACUACUUCGAAGUACAGAGGAAUGUCGCAGUCGUAGCAGCUUGUUUAGAUGGUUUUAGUGAUAUUUGCUCCAUUAUAUUUUAUAUAUUGCAAUGUAAUAUAAUAUCUAUUGAUCUUUAUAUUGCACAGUAUUGUGUUCGUUUGAAUAUUUUUCCUUCCUCGCAGCGAAAUGUCUUUGCAUCGUGAAAUCAAUGACACAAAUACUGUUUUACUUUUAAAUUAAUGCGACGCACGAAGAUUACACAAAACAACUUAUCUCUUUUGUUAAGCCAAGAAAUUGCACCAUGACCAUGCUUUACAUUAUAUAGAACACUACGCACGCACACACUCACCGAGAAAUUAUAUAUUUGAUUGACGUUAACUUUACUUUCACGUUAGCAUUUAAACAUUAGUGUACUGACAAACUGUUUUGUGAUAUAUUUUGCUUUGCCCUCGCUUGAGUUAUGACAUGAAAGGUGUUAAAUUUGAAAUAUAUGCUCUAGUCCAACUAUUAUACUAUGAAUAGUCUUUGAAAUAGACUGUCUUUGUAUGCUAUGUACUUGCGUUAGACAUUAAUAUCAUAAUUUCUGAGCAACGACAAAUUUAAAAAACAUUUAAUAACAGCGACGAUUUUUUAAUAGCAAAAAUCUUUCGACAUUUACAAAAUGCCAUCUUCAGUGCAAUAUACAUUAUAAAAAAGAUAACUAUAUAUAAAGCCUGCUGAUGUUAUAUAUAUAAAAAUUUGAAAUAUGGGGUACUUCUAAUGUAUAUUACCACUACUUAGAUUACCACUACUUAGAAUGUUGACCAAGGGUAUACUGCGACCUGCCAGCCCUCUCUCCAACACACAGCUGAAUGCAUUUUAAAAAUAUUCAAUGUUUUAGAUUUUCCGGUGUCAUAAGAUGUGCUUUUUCACAAAACAGAAGCUAUUUUGAGAACACAAAGUAAUUUGCUUGAGAGUAAACAGAGGAUGUAAAGACUAUAAAGCUGUAGCAUGUCUUUCAGUAAACUACCAAAAAGAAUUCACAUCACAAUUUAAUUCACAUCAUAAUUACGAUUAUUUUAUUGAGUGCUAGUUGAUGAAGGUCUGUCUGAAGUGUAUAACAUGAUCACAUUUACAAAAUCUGGUCAAAGCUGCUGAGUUUUGUUCAUAUGGAAGUCUUUGAAUCAACUAGUCAGUAAAUCAUAAAGAAAAGAGUUACAGCAUGUAGGAUAUUUGUCAUGAAAGCAUGAAUGAAAAUUUCACUUAGAUUCAGUUGAAAAAUUCUUGGUUUUAGCAACAAUUCUGAUUUAGAAAAAGCAGAUAUAAGAUAGCCUAAAUUUGCUGUUUUAUUUUCAGGUUGAGUAUUAUCCAAUAACACCCCCUUAUCACUUGCACUCUGGGUUUGAAUGAUAAUCUCAUUAGCAACAAAUGUACUUUUAAUGGAUGGUUGAGUAUCAGAGGAUUAAUCAUGACUUCCCUUUGUUAAAAUCUAGUUUAUUUGUUGCCAUCCAUGACUCAUUUGCAGUUUUAUAACCUUCACUCUUUGUAUUUCGAGGCAUGGUGUUAGUUUUGCUUGUAACAAAUUAUUUGUAAUAUAUAUUUAAAGUAAAUUAUUCCCUACUUGCUCCCCAUUCCUCAUAAAUCUGUUAAAACUUCAAUGAAGUUUUGAUAAAAAUAUCUUCUAAAUUGAAUCAGGAAAUGCUAAAUAUGAAUAUUGAUUUCAAGAAUCCCCAGGGCUGGUUAUAGCAUCAAACAGAUAUAUAUUAAAGUAUUAAUGGAAAUGACAUCUGCAAAGGAUUUUAUUGCAUAUGAACGGUGUCCACCAUUUUGUGAGAAUAACUGCCCCAAUGCUGGAGAUCAUCACAGACUUCUGGUUGCGAUCUUGAAUAGUCAUAAUGACCAUGGCUUCAAAAAGUUUUGUAAAAGAGCUCAACAAUACCUGAAAGAAGGUUGGAAGGUUGAUGAUCCAAUAGAAGAUAUCAAUUGUGAGUACCGGUACCCUCUCAUUCACUGGGCAACGGUCCUUGGUAAAACCAAGGUACUCAAAUGGUGCGUGAGGAAUGGAGUGGACCUAAUGAAGAAACAUGGACGAAGAAGUGAAACAGCAUUGCAUCGUUUGAUGAUUUGCGGGUAUACCCCAUUGAGGGAAAAAUGUCACGACAUCCCUAAGAGAUUCAAGAAAAUAGUAAACAUUUUGAAAGACCUUUUGUCGGUGAAAAAUGACAACCGAGACUUGCCCAUUCAUGUUGCUGCCAAGGUCUUGGUGGAGAGACCAUUGGUGAAUGACCCACUUUUCAAAAUGACAUACACUGAGAUGUUGAAGAUACUUGUGGACAUGACUGCAGAUGUCGACCAAGAGUUGUUGAACUAUCGUAAUGUCGAUGGUGAUACCAUCAUGCAUAUUUUGGCAAAGCACGACAGAGGUGCUGAGAUAAUUGACGUUCUUGGGCAGAUGGAUGCGGACUUUACUUUGAUCAAUGCCGAAGGACAAAAACCAAUCGACAUAGCGAGAGAAGCGGAUGCAGCAGAUGUUCUUGAGCUAUUGACGGACGAGGAAGAACAUGCCGAUGACAUCGGAGAUGUUGACCUUAUUUCUAUAUCAAGUAAUGAAGACGAUGAUAAAAAGGACUACGACUCAAUAAAGAAUCUUAUGCAAAGAGCAAAAAUUGAAUCCAAUAUCGACACUAUUUUUUUAUUAGAGGAAGAAGUCUUGACCGACUCCAAUUGCAACGUUGAAAAAACAAACCAGGACGUGUCUGAUGACAGUUUGUUUUCGAUGACGGAUGAUCACAAUAGAGUGGAUAUGAUGUUAACCCCUUCCCUUAAAACGACUUCGCCAGCAAUAAAUGAAAAAUCGUGCGAAGGAAAGACGGAGGCGCAGAUGAAUUCGGAGUCGAAACGAAAGUCUUCAACAGAUGAAGGGACUUGCAAAAAGAAAGUCAAAUUUUUCACGGAUGAAGGAAAAGAAAGAAAAAUCUAUCCUAAACUUGAAAUUCCGUUGAAUAUUACGAAAUGUACGUCCGUUAAAAACCAAGCGAGGAAGAGUUCCGCCACGGUAAAAAUUGCUCCUGUAGUUUCUGGUGCAAUUUCAAAUUCCUCCUGCAAUGACACCUCGCUAAUUUCAUCAUCAAGAACUUUGACGACAAACUCAUCAGUGCUUGAUAAAGAAACGUCGAGUGAAAAUGCAUCUUUUUCAAGAAUGUAUGAUGAGGGAACGAGUAGUUCGCCUGGUAAACUUUCCAAAUUCACAUCACAAUCGUGUGAUGAACGGUCUGUAACAAUACACGAAAGAAAGCACGAGGAUCUCUUGCAAUCGAAGCAAAUGAACUUGACGGUUGUUAUUGAAAAGGCAUCCACCACCUCACCAUCAAAGUUUGCAUCUGGAAAACACAAUUCACUCGAGAGAAAGACAAUCGGCGACUCGGACAAGGAAGAUUUAAUUACUGUGAAGAAAGAAACAGAGCUAGCAGUUACUACUCCCUCGAAUAAUGAAUCAUCUUUAUUGGCCAUGGAAGAAGGCGAAUAUAUCCCCCCCCCUGGUUCAUUUUCAUCAGUCGAGAAUUCGAGCUUGGAUCGCUCGGAAACACAAAGAUCCAACAAAAAACUUGAAAAUGUCGUUGCAAACCUUCGAAGAAGAGCGGAAAAAGCAAAUCGGACUUCAGACCCCUCUGAUUGUUUAUCCAGCUUGGAUUCAGCUGCUCGUGACGAGGAAGAUAAAUCGGCCGCAUCAGCUGUAGGAGUCAACGAUUGUUUACCAGAAGUAAGUUUGACAGGAAAGAGUUCUUGUACCUCAAAGAUUUUCCAGUGCAGUAAUAAUCAGUGUACUGAUGGUAAGACAAUAGACGAUGAUAAUCGGCAAUCCAGGCCGACGGCGACAAGAACAACAACAAACUCAAACGUUCAGGAAAUGUCUUUAGUAGAUGAAGGAGAUAAUCCAAGAAGGUCAAAUGAGCAUGAAAGAAGCGAUCAAGAGAAACCUUCGAACGUCGAUGCAAACAUGUUGUCUACACCUUCAGCAAGCACGGACAAAACUACGGAACUCUUGACGAAGGAAACAAAUCGUGUUAUUGCUGAUGACAACGAACACGUUCAAUUUAGUGAAGAGUUUCUGGACACGUGUCCACGAAACACUUCGACAACAAACUUGAACGCUAGAGAAAUGUUUUCAAGGAAAUUCAGCGAAGAAUUUCUGGACACUUGUCCAAGAAACACAACGGCGACGAACUCAAACGUUCAGGAAAUCUCUUUAAUAGAGGAAAAAGGUGAUUCGUGUAUUUCAAAUAAGCCUGAUUACAAGGACUCUUCCGACGGCAAUGUGAAUACGUUAUUUUCACCGUCAGUAAACCAAAACAAAAAGUCUGAACUCUUAAAAAAGCAAAGAAGUUGUGGUAUCGAUUAUGACAAUGAAAGUGUUGUAAUUAGUGAAGUAUUUCCUAACACUUGUCCAAGAAGCACUUCCUUAACGAACUUAAACGUUCGGGAAGUGUCUUUAGUCGACGAAAGGGAUGACCCAAGUACGUCACGUGGACACGAAGAAACUAUGUACAAAAAUACUUCGAACGUCAGUGUAAACAAUUCGUCGUCGCCGCUAGUAAGUUUACGCAAAGCUGCUGAAAUCUUAAUAAAACAAACAAGUCUUAGGGAUGACAAUGUAAGCGCUCCACUUAAUUGUGAAUUUCCGGGUACUCUCCGUGAAAACAUAGUUAGGUCAUCCUCCUCUUUGUUUGAACCAAGUCGUGCUAUUCCUGCUGUUGAAGAUGGGAAUAAGAAGUCCACUAUGCCUGGAACAGUCUUGUCAACCUUACUUAAAUCUGAGCGUCGCGAAGUUUCGAUUCCAACGACGAAACUCUCUCACAUAGCUGUAUUAGAGAAGUCAUUCUACGCUCCAUGUGACGGUAGCAAUAACACUGUUGAUUCCCAAGGACAAAAGAGGAUUUUUAAUGUACCACAAUAUGGCGUUGGCAAAGAGUUUCAAGAAAGAAUUUCUAGUUCCGUACCACUGCCAAGAAACAUUGCAUCUAGCUUGUCUGCAACAUCAACCGACCCAAGUAAUAUUACCAACAAUCAUUUACCUAUCCCAUCAAAUGCUGCCUUCACGACUUCCGUCUUUAACGAACAGAUCCGUGCUGUCUUGUCUACCGCUCCGUCUCAGUUAAAACAUUUCUCUAACAGUGUGUCAUCGUCGCAAACAUCAGUUGUCCAAAGUCUUCCUAAUUUAUCCACUCGUCCCAUUAUAAACACCAACAUAGGAAAUCAUCCAAUAGUUAUCGGACCUUACGGACAAUAUGUUCAGUUUUUGGUAGGCCACCAACUUGGGAAUAAUUCACCCCAGAUCGUGUCACCUAAUGUGGGCACCAGAUAUGCGCAACAAGCAACUGUUGACGUAAAUCGAGCGGACAUUUCCGCAAACCAAGGAUUAAUUUCUGCGAGCGUUACAGGCCGUACUUUCGCUCCAUUAAGGUUUGUUGCUCAACCUUCUAAAAACACUGUACAAACGUGUACUUCAACUGGAAUUGAUAGAAGUUUCAAGCAAAACUUGACGACCGUACCCACCUCGUCCUCGCACCUAUCGCCAUGGCGUUCCUAUAAAUGUAAAGAUGUGCCUGCAAAUGUUCUGCAUGCCAGACAGCUUCAGCAUUUGUUGGUUGGAACUUCAUCGACUGCUCAAAGUAUUACCACAAGGCCAAUGUUUACGACCAAAAGUUGUUCUCCGACUGUAAACUCAACCGUAUCGUUCACUCGUGUUCCACUGCCAUCCUUAUUUCAGCAGUUUGACCCAAAAUUUACUCAGCCAAGGGCUCCAGUUCAGGCAGCACCUAACAUAUCGAGCUUGCAGUCACAGAUUUAUCGGCAACCCGCGCCUGUAAGAACCGCUGAAACUAUGGUAGCUGUGAACACCUUUCCGCAUCGACAAGACAGGGCUAGUCACACUGUCUUCAAUGUUUCACCGGCCACGUUAUCUGCAGUAUCAUCGAAUACGACUCGAGCACGCGUCCCACGUUUACCGGUACUCAGGCCCGAUGCCAUGACGCAAAGAAAUAACAAUGAUUACCUUUUAUUCAAACCGACCUAUCAAUCGAGUGAGCAUCACGUUCCCAUCUCAGAGAGAAGAGCUUUCAAUGAGAACGUUGUGAUUAUAGAUGAAGCCUUGCGUUCAACUCAUUUACCUCAAACAAAGAUAAGCGUCACACCCACCUAUGGCCAAUCGCAGAUAACGAUCCAUCAACAUCAAGAAUUUAACGCGCAUGCACAAGUUCCGGCACAAGAGGCGAACACCGCUCACUACAACAAAUCUGAGAACAAGAACUCUGGCCCACGUGAUCUUUCGAAAACAGAUAAUGUUGAAGAUUUGUUCAAUUAUAUUUUAGGCGAGAAAAAUUUUGCGGAAUUGAGGCUUGGUGCGGAACAGAACACUCUUAUACAAUUUUUACUGAAAGAAAAGAAGGAAAAAACCGAUGCUGUUCGCCAGUUAACAAACAAAAUGCAAGCUGCUGAGAAGACGGAGAGCGAGACGCGUUCAGAGUUUGAAGUCUUACAAAAAAAGACGGAGCAUGCCAUAGAUUUGUUAAAGGAGCACCACAAAAACGAAUUUACGAGACUGCAAACAGAACUAAAGACUACCUUAAAGAGUAAAGAGUCGUGUCAAAAGGAAAUUGAUGAAAAAAAUGAAAAGAUUGCGCGCAUCAACGACGUACUAACGCAAAUUGGUAGGCUACCGAGGAUGACCAAUAGAUUUAGUUAAUACGAGCCUUAUGUGUCCAAAUGCGUGAUACAGUUAUUGAAUUUAUUUAACUUUUUUAUCAUUGAAAACUCGAAA
Molecule: messenger RNA, 7209 nt
Organism: Xenia sp. Carnegie-2017
Lineage: Eukaryota; Metazoa; Cnidaria; Anthozoa; Malacalcyonacea; Xeniidae
Exons: 6
Coding region: 2167-7134 (1655 amino acids)
Molecular function (GO): protein binding
Source: RefSeq, a predicted model, not a curated record